AUCGGAAAAUGGAGUUUUCCAUCACGAGUGAUUCGUGCCGUGUUUGCUUGCGUAAAGCAGGGGUGGAGUGCAAGUUUCUGACCGAGACGUUGCACACGGAACGACGUGUUACACUACAGGAGGUAUUUCAAAUGUGCACCGGCUUUGAUCACGGACCGGAGAGACUGACCACGGCAGCGACAACAUUUUACCCGCGGAAAAUCUGCAGCAGCUGCGAACUGUUGCUGUUGACCGCGUACGACUUCCGCAAAAAGUGCAACAAGUCGGAGAAGGUGUUGCAGAACAUUUUACACUUUUACGACGACGAAGAUGGUUCCAGUGUCGUCGAGGAGCUGGAGGAAGUUCGUGGUUGGCCGAUGAAUCGUGUCGAAGGCGAAUGUGAGAAGCACGACGCUGACGAAGUAACCAUAGAGGAAAGAGAUGAUAUGGUCACGGUCGACGACACGGGGUUGGAGUUGCUACAGGAAGCCGCGCUACUGCUGACGGAAGAAUCCGGAACGAGCCCCGGUAUGAUCGUGAAGGAAGGCGAAACUGCAAACGCCAUGCUGUGCGCUGCUGGAACCGACUUUAAGGACCUCACGGAGCAAACGAGCAACGUUACGGAUCAUGUGGACGACGAGUUGAUGAUCGAAGACGUUAUGGCCGAUUUGGUCGAUUACGUUGACGAAGAGGACGAUGAUGAGUACGACGAAGGCGUUGAUCAAUGCGAGGAAACUAAUGUGGAGAUACUGCUCGAGUUAAAGGAACAUUUGGCGCAAUGUCCGGACUGUGGGAAGAUCGUAUCAAAGCACUUCCUGCUGAAACAUCGCGAAACCCAUCUUGAUGACAGCGAACGCGAACGGCCGUUCGAGUGCGAUAUCUGCCGGAAGCGGUUUACGUUGCGCGAAAAUAUGAACAAACAUAAACGCAUCCACCAAAACGAUCGGCGGUACGAGUGUCCGCUGUGCGAGGAGCGUUUCCUACACUGGGCGGCCCGGAGUUACCACAUAGCGCGGGUCCACACGAAGGAGAAGCGUUUUGCGUGCGAGUACUGUGGAGCCAAAUUUCGUCAAUCAUCACACUACAACGUGCAUCUGCAGCGACACACCGGGAAUCGGCCGCACGGUUGCGAACUGUGUCCCCGAACCUUCCCGACGCCCCAUGCGCUCAAGCUGCACAUGCUGUCGCACAGUGAUAAGAAGGAGUUUUCCUGCGACAUCUGCGACAAGCCUUACAAAACGGCCAAAUCGUUGCAGGUGCACCGCAAAACGCACACCAACCAAAAGGACUACGUGUGCGGCGUUUGUAGUAAAACGUUCACGCAAAACCAUGCCAUGCGCAAGCACCACCGGAAGGCGCAUCCUACGCACCCGUUGCCCCGAUCCGGUACGAUCGUCAACGUGAAGGCGAUCGAACGCAUGAGAAAGGAAAUGCAACCACACGAAGGCGGAGACAGGCAGGAAGGCAUCGGAAAUGAUAUGUGA
This is a messenger RNA of Anopheles cruzii, 1463 nucleotides long. Its product is annotated as zinc finger protein 771-like. The transcript has a single exon. Gene Ontology annotation, biological process: regulation of transcription by RNA polymerase II. The coding region runs from base 9 to 1463 and encodes 484 amino acids. Gene Ontology annotation, cellular component: nucleus. The record is from RefSeq and is a predicted model, not a curated record. Gene Ontology annotation, molecular function: DNA-binding transcription factor activity; zinc ion binding; RNA polymerase II cis-regulatory region sequence-specific DNA binding. NCBI's taxonomy places the organism in Eukaryota, Metazoa, Arthropoda, Insecta, Diptera, Culicidae.